Molecule: messenger RNA, 2620 nt
Organism: Raphanus sativus (radish)
Lineage: Eukaryota; Viridiplantae; Streptophyta; Magnoliopsida; Brassicales; Brassicaceae
Exons: 4
Coding region: 401-2533 (710 amino acids)
Source: RefSeq, a predicted model, not a curated record
GAGAGGACGUGGACCCUUCGCUUCGUCUUCCUAUCUCUUCAUAUAGUGAAAAAAAUGAAGAUAAAUUCAAUGUUGUUUAGAUUUCAAUUCAUUUAAGGACAAAAUCUCUGCAGAAACAUUGAAUCCGCUUGUCCUCAGAGGAUCCCUAUCGUGUAAACUCAAGAAACCUCGACCAAGUCAUCAGAAGUUGGAUCUUGAGUUUGACUCUCUUUUUUUUCUCUCUCCCUCUCUCUCCCUCUCUCUUUCUUGUCACUUGCAGGCGGUGCAAACAAUAAAGACUGUUCGUUGUGUUUUAUCGGAAUCUCUUCAUCUGAGUUCACAUUACAGAGUUUCUUGGGAACUUUUUUUGAUAAAAUCUGACAAGCAUUGGUUCAGAGGAAGACGAUCUGAGUAUAAAACAAUGCCUGAAGGGAAAUUAAGAUCAGGAGUUUACAGAUCAUUCAUAAUGUGUGAUGAUCCAAGAGGAGUUGUUGAACGUGGAGCAAUCAAGAAACAGAGCAAGACCCGUAAUAAUAGCAGCAUAUGCAGUGGUACUAACCAAAGAUUUGACCAUCCUUCCAAGUCCAAAGAGAGAUCCGAAGCGGCGCCUAGGAAGAGCACAGAGGAUCCUCCUCCUUCUUCAUCAUUGCAGCUCUUGAGAGUAUCCAAAGGGAUUCAGAAACUAAACGUUGCGAUUGAUUCAUAUUCCAAAGGGUCGAGGCACGAGGCUGUGAGGCCUGAGGAUAUAGCCAAAGGAUUGUUGAGAGGAGCACUUGAUUUGGAAGAGUCUUUAGCUAUGCUUAGUAGUAUUCAAGAAGCUGAUGUCAAGCAGAAAGGGAGGGUUACUAAAGAUGGAAGGCGCGAUUUGCGGUUUCAGAGAUCGAUGUCUGAUAGAUUCGGAGAGAGGUUUGAGAAAAGGAUGAUGGUUCAAGAGAACGUAGCAUCAAAAGAUUGUUAUGAUGAGCUAAGAAACGUGAUUAGGGAAAGCUUUCACAGGCAGAAUCUUCUUCCACAAGCAACUACUACGGAGACUAAGAAGACUAGGGUUGUUAGAAGUGGUUUUGUUUCCUCUUCUGGAGCUGCGUCUUCAUCAACGAGCUCAAGCCAAUCUUCUAUGGUUUCAGGCUCUACAAAAUCCUCUGCGUCGUCUGAUGUUCCAAGGAGAGCUCCAAGUUUGAUUGCUAGGCUUAUGGGUCUUGAUGCAUCGCCUCAACAACCGAACAAUGUCACACCAGUUAUUGUAAAUGUCUCACCAGAAAGACAAGAGAAGCCGAAGAGGAAGAAGAAAGAGAGUAGUCCUGAAACUUUGAGAUGCAACUCUACAAGAAAAGGUGUUUUACAAUCUUUGCCUGAAGAGAUUCCGAGUGAGAACCACUCAAGUAUAGUACUCAUCAGACCUGUGAAUGGUGGUGGUGUACAAACGAAAACAGACGAAAAACCGGGAAACAAAAGACCGGUUUUACCCAAGAAACCGAGAAUGCAAGGUGAGGUUCAUCCAAGAAUGAUCAACCAGAAAAAAGAUAAUCAAGCCAAGGGAGGCAGCAGCAACACAAUGAAGUUACCAUCAAGUCCGACUAAGAAAGACAAAGUGGUACGGAAAGUAGAAGAGAAUGAAGGUAAGGUGAUGAAGCUAUUGUCACCGAGCAAUGUCAAAGCUGUAACAGGACAAGGAAAACCGAAGGAAACCAUCAAAAAAUUUUAUGUGAAGAAGCAAGAUAUCAGUGAAGGUAAAGACAGAGGUCUUAGGUCACCUGUCAAUCAUGGGACUCACAAGAAAUCAAAUGGUUCUUCAGACAUGUCAAGAAACAAGAAUCAGCGUUCCAGGUUGAGCUGUGAUGAGCAGAAAAGUAAUAGUCGGUUAAAGAAGCCUGGUGACGCUAGUAAACGAAGUCCCAAGAAGAAAAUUCAGCAACGAGACAAUAACUCAAGUUCCUCACAGGACGCAAGUGGAUCAGUAAACCAACUUUCUGCAGAGGAAACCACUUCUUCGGAGCUUCACAUUCAAGGCCAUUGUGACAGCGGAGAAGUUCCUUCUUGUGCUCCCACAAUUCAGCAAGAGACCUCUCUUAGAUCAUUCUUAUCCAACUCCUCAGAUUUCAUCAGCUACGCAGAGAAUCUUUUCGACUUCAACACCAACACUAACAGAAGCCAAGAAAAAACCUGUCAGGAUAGAGACAGCAAUGUAAUCUCAGACCAAAGACUGGCACUAGACUUUGCCAAAGAAGUAGCCAGACGCAGAAGCCUUCUUCUCAUUACAGAACCAACUUGUCUCCUGAGAAGCUCUUUGCACAUUGAUGAGUUGCUAAUGGAAGUCUGUGAUGGGUUUGACUCCCUUAGAAGUUACAGAGACACGUUUUUAAAUCAGAGCAGCUUCGUUAAAGAGAGCAUACACAUGGUCUUGGAGAAGGAUCUAUUUAGUAAGAAAAAAGAGAUGACAAGUGGAGUUUGGGAUUUGGGUUGGAGAAGUGAGUUUCAGAUCGAUGAAACUCAUCAAGCUGUAGUUGACUUAGAGAAACUCAUCUUGUCUGGUCUGAUCCAAGAAAUUUUCUCUUAACCCUUUGAGCCAUCGGAACAAAAGUUUUCCUCUUUUUGUAAUCAGUUAUAUAUAAUAAUAACCGUAGCAGUGAGCGUAUAAACUUCA